This is a messenger RNA of Haliaeetus leucocephalus (bald eagle), 2030 nucleotides long. RefSeq names its product ATPase, H+ transporting, lysosomal accessory protein 2 (gene ATP6AP2). Lineage: Eukaryota; Metazoa; Chordata; Aves; Accipitriformes; Accipitridae. Gene Ontology annotation, cellular component: external side of plasma membrane; membrane. Gene Ontology annotation, biological process: positive regulation of Wnt signaling pathway. Gene Ontology annotation, molecular function: signaling receptor activity. The record is from RefSeq and is a predicted model, not a curated record.
AGCGGCGUCUGGCAGCGCGGCGGCCGGCACCGCGGCGGACAUGGGGCGGCGCGGCGGGGCUCCCUGGGCCCUGGAGGUGGCGGUGCUGGUGACAUCGGCUUGUCUCGCCGGUGUAUGCGGUGAUGAAUUUAGUGUCUUACGAUCACCUCAGUCAGUUGUUUUUCGAGAUGGAAGUUGGCCUUCCUGGCGAGCGGAUCCCAGAUGUAGCUGCAUUAUCCAUGGGCUUUUCUGUUGAAGAUGACCUUUCCUGGCCUGGGCUUGCAGUGGGUGAUCUGUUUCACAGACCACGAGCUACUGUGCUGGUAACAGUAAAAGGAGUAGACAAGCUGACGCUACCUGUGAAAAGGAUUUCUUACCCUAUUGAGAAUGCUGUUCCUUUCAGUCUUGACAGUGUUGCAAACGCUAUUCAUACUUUGUUCUCUGAGGAAACUCCUGUGGUCUUGCAGCUGGCCCCCAGUGAGGAAAGAGUGUACAUGGUGGGCAAGGCAAACUCCGUAUUUGAAGAUCUUUCUGUCACGCUGCGCCAACUGCGAAACCGCUUAUUCCAGGACAACUCUAUUCUCAGCUCCCUUCCUCUCAACUCCCUCAGCAGAAACAAUGAGGUUGACUUGCUUUUUCUGUCAGAACUACAAGUCCUACAUGAUAUUGCAAGCCUGCUGUCUCGACACAAGCUUAGCCAAAGAUCACUCUCCAGACCUGUAUUCUCUGGAACUGGCUGGUUUGGAAGAGGUUGGAAAACAUAUGGGGAAGACUCACAGCAGUUCAAGGAUGCUUCUCAAAUUCUUGUAGACUCUUUGCAAAAGUUUGCAGAUGAGAUGUUUAAUCUGUAUAGCGGGAAUGCAGUAGUAGAAGUGGUAGCUGUAAAGACAUUUAAUUCUCCCCUCACAAGGAAGACUCGCUCCAUUCUCCAGUCUACACAGAGCGAAACAGAAAAUCCAUAUAACCUUGCCUAUCCAUACAACUACAACUACUCUGUAAUCUUCAACAUUAUUCUGUGGAUGAUGAUAGGUCUUGCUUUAGCUGUGAUAGUUAUCUCCUACAACCUCUGGAACAUGGAUCCUGGGUAUGACAGCAUUAUUUAUAGGAUGACGAAUCAGAAGAUAAGAAUGGAUUAAACCGCACUGUAUUUCAGCGCAAGGAAAUGAUGAAGAGUAAGGUCUCCUUUAAACUGUGUGGAAAACAAAUAUUCUGCCAUGGUUAAUUGUGGAACUUUUUAAAAGGUGUAUUUAUUUCUAAGUUGGGGUUUUUUCCCCCCCCCCCCUCAAGCCUAUUUUAAAUGUUAGUAGUAGCACCAGAAAGGAUUUAGAAAUUGAAAUCUGCUUGUUUAAAAAAAACCCGAAACAAAAAAAAAACCAACAAAACAAUCCCCAAAGUAAAUGUUAUCAAAGUAACAUCAUUCCAUUUUUUUAUCAUGUAACAUGAGUUUUUGAAAUGCCCUAUACUGCCUGUGACUAUGUGCAAAACAGAUAAAUUGAAAUUAUGAUAGCAACAUGUUGUUUGAAACUUUUACACUGGAAGAUUAGAAAUUAUAGCUAAAUUGUUGUGUUGUAUAUUAUGAACCAGUUGUAAAUGUUUGAUGUAAAUAUUUAUAAUGGCUAUAUGUAACUUCAGAGAGGAUAGUAAUUAUUCUUUAGUAAAAUACUAAAUAUAGAAAUAUUUCUACAAGACUGUGAUUCUAGUGGCACAAAUUGCAUUUUGAUCUCAUGUUGAUGGCUCAGAUGUGAGCUGUAGACAGAAGGAUCUUUUACCUAGAACUUUACUGAUUUGGAGGUAAAUAACACUAGUGUGGCUGGUCUAUACAGUGGAGGGUCUGUAAAUACUGAAGUAGCACCAGUCUGAUCAUGGUCUAACGUCACAUACAGUUGAAAGUUCCUGGUAUGAUGCUUCAUAUUCCUUCCAUUUGUGUUGAUGUUAUUAUAAAAACCUAAAUCACUUCUUUUUCAUGAUAAGAGUGGACCAACACUUGAUUUAAGUAUACCUGGAUUACAGUCCUGCUUCAACCAUUCAAUAAAACAAAGAACAGUGGUUCU